AUGAUAAAGGCUAUACUCGUCUUCAACAACCACGGCAAACCUCGACUGACCAAAUUCUACCAGCAUUUCCCAGAAGAUGUCCAGCAUCAGAUCAUCAGAGAAACAUUUCACCUGGUCUCCAAGAGAGAUGACAGUGUUUGUAACUUUCUGGAGGGAGGAACGUUGAUUGGUGGAUCAGACUACAGGCUGAUAUACCGGCACUACGCCACCUUGUACUUUGUGUUUUGUGUAGACUCGUCUGAAAGUGAGUUGGGCAUUCUGGACCUUAUUCAGUCUGUCUGUGAGAGUCCUACAAUCUGGAGUCUGGCUGUGAAAGUACAUUACAUCCUGUCUGAACUAGUCAUGGGAGGCAUGGUGCUGGAGACUAACAUGACGGAGAUCAUCACCCGAAUCGAGGAACAGAAUCAACUGGAGAAACAAGAG
Candidula unifasciata is the source of this 423-nucleotide messenger RNA. The record is from the annotation of a GenBank genome assembly. Lineage: Eukaryota; Metazoa; Mollusca; Gastropoda; Stylommatophora; Geomitridae.